Ziziphus jujuba (common jujube) is the source of this 1825-nucleotide messenger RNA. Its product is annotated as probable glucan 1,3-beta-glucosidase A. The record is from RefSeq and is a predicted model, not a curated record. The transcript has 8 exons. Bases 181 to 1707 code for a protein of 508 amino acids. Gene Ontology annotation, molecular function: hydrolase activity, hydrolyzing O-glycosyl compounds; actin filament binding. Gene Ontology annotation, biological process: cell migration; actin filament bundle assembly; establishment or maintenance of cell polarity. Gene Ontology annotation, cellular component: actin cytoskeleton; cytoplasm. NCBI's taxonomy places the organism in Eukaryota, Viridiplantae, Streptophyta, Magnoliopsida, Rosales, Rhamnaceae.
AAAUCUAGCUAGUUAGGCCAAAUUUAAUGUCAUAAAGUAGACGAAGAAAAUUCAACCCUCCCAAUUGGUCCAAACUCUUCUCUAAUACAAAUAUGCAAGCAAGCGGUCUCCGGAUAGGUGUCGGCAUACAUAGAGCAGUGCACAACUAAAUAAUUAAGUGACCAACAAGCGCAAAAGAAAAUGUUUUGCAGCUCAAAAAAUACAUGGCUGCUAAGCAUAAGUCUUAUAUUCUGUAUGGUAUGUGCUUCUAAUGCAAGAGAGGCUCCCAGUUUUAGAGUCAAAGCUGUUAAUCUAGGAGGUUGGUUGGUUACAGAAGGCUGGAUUAAACCUUCCCUCUUUGAUGGCAUCCCAAACAAGGAUUUCUUGGAUGGAACUCAGCUUCAGUUCAAAUCAGUCACAACUGGGAAAUACCUUGCUGCUGAAUUAGGAGGAGGAAGCAUCAUAGUUGCCAACAGAACAUCUCCUUCUGGCUGGGAAACAUUUACAGUGUGGAGGCUGAACGAGAAAGCUUUCCAAUUGAGAGUUUUUCAGAAACAAUUUGUGGGACUGGACUCGAAUGGGAAAGGGAAAGGAGUGCUCGCGGUUGCAAACUCACCUGGGGUUUCGGAGACAUUUGAGAUUGUGAAAAAACCAGACGAUUCGAAACGGGUUCGGAUCAGAGCAGCCAACGGGUUGUUCUUGCAGGCUAAAACAGAGGAGCUGGUGACUGCUGAUUAUGCGGAUGGGAAUACUAAAUGGGGAGACGAUGAUCCAUCAGUGUUCGUUUUCGCAAUUGCUAGAAAAUUGGAGGGUGAGUUUCAAGUCACUAAUGGUUAUGGCCCACUUAAAGCUCCACAAGUUAUGAGGGAGCAUUGGAAAAGCUUCAUUGUGGAAAGUGACUUCAAAUUCAUAUCAGAAAAUGGAUUGAAUACGGUGAGAAUUCCCGUGGGUUGGUGGAUAGCAAGCGAUCCAGUGCCCCCUAAGCCUUAUGUAGGAGGAUCCUUGGCAGCCUUAGACAAUGCCUUCCUUUGGGCCAAGAAGUAUGGAGUGAAGAUUAUAAUAGAUCUACAUGCAGCACCUGGUUCCCAAAAUGGAUGGGAGCACAGUGCGUCCAGAGAUGGCUCUAUCGAAUGGGGCAAAACAGAUGAAAUCAUAAAGCAAACAGUUGCUGUUAUAGACUUCCUUGCCUCAAGGUACGCCAAAGAACCAAGCCUAUAUGCAGUCGAACUCAUAAACGAGCCUCUAUCACCAGGAGUUUCGUUAGACGCCGUGAACAAGUACUACAAGGCUGGCUAUGAUGCUGUUCGAAGGCACUCUGCCACGGCUUUUGUGAUAUUCUCAAACCGUUUGGGACCAAUGGAUCCCACAGAGCUGUUUCCUCUGGCUAGCGGCUUAAGCGGAACGGUCAUCGAUGUCCAUUACUAUAAUCUCUUCACCGAAGAGUUUGACAAUUUAACAGUCCAACAGAACAUAGACUUUGUCAACACCAAUCGUUCGGCGCAGCUGAAUCUUGUUACCACAGCUAACGGUCCUCUCACUUUUGUUGGUGAAUGGGUUGCUGAAUGGAAUGUUAAGGAUGCAACAAAGGAACAUUACCAAAGAUUUGCUAAAGCUCAAUUGGAAGUUUAUGGGAGAGCAACAUUUGGGUGGGCCUAUUGGACACUUCGGAAUGUGAACCAGCAUUGGAGUCUUGAGUGGAUGAUCAAGAAUGGUUACAUCAAGCUCUAGAUUUAAAAUACCGGUUAAUUUAUUUAUGCUUAUUAGUCUGUACACUAACUUCAUUUUCGAUUCUCGUUUGGAUUUUGCAAUAAAUGAUGCUAUAAUAAUCCAGAGUUCUCUCUGCUAA